Messenger RNA from Toxorhynchites rutilus septentrionalis, 1734 nucleotides. It is a transcript of the gene Smu1, whose product is annotated as WD40 repeat-containing protein SMU1. Gene Ontology annotation, molecular function: protein binding. Gene Ontology annotation, biological process: mRNA splicing, via spliceosome. The transcript has 2 exons. The record is from RefSeq and is a predicted model, not a curated record. Gene Ontology annotation, cellular component: precatalytic spliceosome. The coding region runs from base 127 to 1656 and encodes 509 amino acids. Lineage: Eukaryota; Metazoa; Arthropoda; Insecta; Diptera; Culicidae.
CCUCUCAUUCUUGUUUUGUUUAUUUACAUCGAAUCUGUCAUAAACAUUAAAACAGUAUAUCGCAUUUAUAUUGCCCGGAAUAUUUGUACAACAAAACGUGGAUUGUUUCGCUGAUUACCCCUUAAAAUGUCUAUCGAAAUUGAGUCCGCUGACGUUAUUCGUCUGAUCCAGCAGUACCUCAAGGAAUCAAAUCUUCACAAAACACUACAAACCUUGCAGGAAGAAACCGGGGUUUCGCUGAACACAGUGGACAGCGUCGAGGGCUUUGUGUCCGACAUCCACAACGGUCACUGGGAUACGGUGCUCAAGGCAAUUCAAUCGCUAAAACUUCCGGACAAAAAGCUGAUAGAUUUGUACGAGCAGGUUGUGCUUGAGCUUAUCGAACUGCGAGAGCUGGGUGCUGCUAGGUCGUUGCUGCGGCAAACCGAUCCGAUGAUCAUGCUCAAGCAACAGGAGGCCGAGCGAUAUAUACACUUGGAAAAUAUGCUUCAGAGGGCAUAUUUCGAUCCGAGAGAAGCCUAUCCGGAAGGUGGCAGUAAAGAGAAACGAAGAGCGGCUAUUGCAACCGCGCUGGCCGGGGAGGUGUCUGUUGUGCCCUCGUCGAGAUUGCUGGCAUUGUUGGGACAGGCGUUGAAAUGGCAGCAACAUCAGGGUUUGUUGCCGCCCGGGACAACAAUCGAUUUGUUCCGUGGUAAGGCAGCCAUCAGGGAUCAAGAGGAUGAGAUGUAUCCUACGCAGCUCUCACGCCAGAUCAAGUUCGGUCAGAAAAGUCACGUGGAGUGUGCGUUGUUUUCUCCGGACGGUCAAUAUCUGAUCACUGGGAGUGUGGAUGGAUUUAUCGAGGUGUGGAAUUUUACAACCGGAAAGAUUCGUAAGGAUUUAAAAUAUCAGGCCCAGGAUAACUUCAUGAUGAUGGAGCAAGCAGUGCUGGCGAUGUCUUUCUCGCGAGAUUCAGAAAUGUUGGCCACAGGCUCGCAGGAUGGUCAAAUUAAGGUGUGGAAGCUGUUAACGGGACAGUGUCUUCGUCGGUUCGAAAAAGCCCAUUCCAAGGGUGUUACCUGCUUGCAAUUCUCCCGUGAUAACAGUCAAAUCUUGACAGCAUCUUUCGAUCAUCUCAUCCGUCUGUAUGGGUUAAAAUCGGGUAAAAUGCUGAAGGAAUUCCGUGGUCAUACAUCGUUCGUGAAUGAGGCAAUAUUUUCUCCGGACGGACACAAUGUGCUCAGUGCUUCCUCCGAUGGUUCCGUUAAAAUUUGGUCCCUCAAAACAACUGAAUGUAUUUCAACCUUUAAAGCGCUUGGAAACGACCUGGCCGUGAAUUCAGUGCUUAUGCUACCGAAGAAUCCAGAGCAUUUCGUUGUUUGCAAUCGCUCCAACACGGUCGUGAUUAUGAAUAUGCAGGGCCAAAUUGUUCGUUCGUUCUCGUCCGGUAAGCGAGAAGGGGGAGCAUUUAUUUGCGCUACCAUUUCACCUCGAGGAGAGUUCAUUUACUGCGCCGGAGAAGAUCUUGUGCUGUACUGCUUCUCAGUGACAUCCGGUAAGCUGGAAAGAACGUUGAAUGUACACGAGAAGGACGUAAUUGGUUUGACGCAUCACCCCCACCAGAAUUUGCUGGCCACGUAUAGCGAGGAUGGUCUCCUGAAAAUGUGGAAACCAUAAAGGCGACAGCGUUUGAUUUGAUAGGAUAAUACUAACUUAUGAUUGUAAGAAUGACGUGUGAAAUAAAAAAAAAGUAUU